AUCUUCCACAAUAUUUUGUUGACGUUUUCCUUCUCUUGAAAUUCCUCCUGGUGUUUGUUGAAAUGGUCUAAGAGAAAAGAGUUGGACGAGAGGUUAUCUGGUGGACUGAACAAAUUCCUACAUCUAGCUUCUAUUUGGUCUAUUUUAUUUCAAAGUAAAAUGUCAAUUCGAACAAACAAAAUGAAAGCCGUAGCUGUGUUGAUGAAGCAGUUGACGACAGCAAGGAGGAAAUUUGAUGAAAGGGGAAGAGAUGAAUCAUUUGAUGGGGAGUUGGAGAAGUUGCGGUCGGUUCUGAACAAGAUAAAGGAUGUGUUCGUGGAAGUGAAGAAGAAUGAAGAAAAACUGCUUGACACAUUAGCAGAGGUGUAUGACCAUCUUCGCAGGUUAAACCGCAGGAAGCUGCAUGAAGACAUGGAUGGAAUUUGUAAUAGAAUCAGAGAUUAUGCUCUCAUGUUGCUACCAACGCUUGUUUUUGAUGACUCGUUUAAGGACGAGGAUCACAAGGGUGGAAAAAUAUCUCACUCAUCGGAAGAGUUGGUGCAACCCCAUCAUCAGAAUAAUUGGACUCUGGAAGAUUAUUACCGGUUACACCAUCUAUCAAGAUUUUAUUUUUUGUCUCUCCUAAUUUUCCCUGAGAACGCUGUGAUAAGGAAAAGAAAUGCAAUUAAUUUGUGGAUUGGGGAGGGUUUCAGUGAAAAUACAUAUAACGAUACAGCAGAGGAAGAGGUCGAGGAUGUGAUCGAUGAUCUUUUGAAAUGUGGUGUGAUUGUACGCUGUGGCAAUGGAAAGGAUCCCUUUGUCAAUAGAUUUCGAAUUCUUCCUGGCGUUCGUCGUCAGUUGUAUUUAAAUAGAGAUUUAUAAAAUAUCAGAUCAUCGCCAUCGCCGUUACUGCUAGAAAGAAAAAACGUUACAAUAGGUGGAGUUGAUGCAAAAGAUCAUACUUUACGUAAUAUUUUUAAUAUAGGUGCAAGUUAUCUGAAUUUUAGACCGCAAUGGGCCACUGAAUUGAGGAAUUUAGAGGUGCUUCAACUUGGGCAUUGGCAAGAUUCAGCUUUGCAUCACAUUGAAGUUGGGAGUCAAGAAUUCUUGAAAGAUCUGAGAUAUCUGAAAGAGUUGAAGUAUCUGAGUCUGCGUGGGAUGUCGAGAAUAUUCGAGGUUCCAUCCUCCAUUGCAGAACUUGAGAAGCUACUGAUUCUUGAUGUGAAAGCAUGCCAUAAUUUGGAAAGACUACCUGAUGAUAUUUCAUCAAUGAAAAGUCUGACACACCUUAUUAUGUCUGAUUGUUGCUUACUGGAGGGCAUGCCAAAGGGGAUUGAGAAGCUGAGUAAUCUGGAAGUACUGAAGGGAUUUCUAAUAAGUACUUCUGAAAAGACUCCUUGCGAAAUAUCAGAUCUGGUAAAUUUGAGAAAACUAAGGCGACUCAGCAUACGUAUAGGAAGUGAGGCCAUGAUUAGGGAUGGGGAGUUUGAAAGUUUGAGAUUUUUUUUUGCACUGAAACAUCUUAAAAUAUCUUGGAGCGUGUCUGACCCAAAGUAUGAUAAAAUUAAUGUCGUUUUACCAUCAAGUUUGAGAAAGUUGCAUCUUGAAUGUUUUCCUGGAAAGUCUUUGGAAGAAUGUUUUAUGCCACUCCUUCCUAGGUUCGUGUUCAUAUCGAUGGAGCUAAAGAUAACGGGAGGAAAACUGGAAAGUAUGAAAGUAGAUUUUCCAUAUGGUGGAGUAUGGAAUCACUGCGUCUGAAGUACCUUAAGCAAUUGAACGUGGACAUAAACGAUUUGAAAGCAUUGUUUCCUAAGCUGAGAUAUGUAGAAGUUAAACAAGUCUCAAACAUUUCAUACCUUCAACAUCAAUGGACAGAUGAAUAGGACUUCAUGCUGUAAAAUGUUGUAAAAUGUUGUGCAUAUUGUUUAAUUUGUUCUCUGAAUAAUAUUAUGUUAUUUACACUAUGUUGUAUAUCUAGAGUGACCAAAAGUUGAAAA
Molecule: messenger RNA, 1976 nt
Organism: Vigna unguiculata (cowpea)
Lineage: Eukaryota; Viridiplantae; Streptophyta; Magnoliopsida; Fabales; Fabaceae
Product: disease resistance RPP13-like protein 4
Source: RefSeq, a predicted model, not a curated record